AUGGCCAUCAACGCCGACCCGGCCAAGCUCUUCGAGCAACUGCAGAGCGAUCUGAAUCUUGUGCUUGAACAAACAGGAAGAAUAUUCGCUGCUAUCAACAACAGCCCGAAUGUGCCUCCAACUGCUCAAAGGAACAAGCUCAACCGCAUUCUACCAGAGGCGGAACUCCGGUGGCACCAUACCUUGGAUCAGCUAGAAGUCGAUGUGCAAUUGGCGUCGCUCACGAUGCGCCGUGACUUAGCAUUGCUUCGCGAGCGGUCCGGUGUGAAGCCUAUGCAAGAAGACAUCAAAGCACAGUCGCAGCAGGAGACUUCGCCACUCGCGCCAGAACCUGUGAGGGAGGAUCCCAUCGUGCCCACAGAGGAUGUGAAGCAAGUCGAUGUCGAAAUGUCCAACACCGAUAUGCAGCCCACCACAGAGGACAUUCCGAUGCAGGACAGCACAGCGGAAGGACCUCAAGAUACACAUCCAGCGCCGUCUUUCGACGAACUGAUCGCAGAAGGCCCAGCGCCAGAUCCGCCGAUGGAAGAUACCAAGCCCAGCGUGGCAGCGCACACCCAACCCACAGCGGAAUCUUUGGCAGGAGCCGAUGCUAAGCCACCUCCGAGCGACCUCCAAGUAGACACAAAAGCAGCAGAAGGACUGAAGACUGUAUCCAAGGACGAAGAAAAGGCUCCUGACACAGCCAACGACCUCGAUUCCCUCUUCGGCGGACCCAUCAGCGCCGAGCCUGGCGAAAGUACCGACUUCACCUUCGACCAGAAUGGGGCCACCGACAUAGACUUUGGCUCAUUCGGCGCAAACUUCGACACAAAUCCGACCGACAACGACGACAUUGCGUCGCUACUACCCGGCCUGCAAGAUUACGCCAACACACAGGACAACUCAGGCGCCGAUGUCGACCUCAAUGCUCUCUUCGGCACAACCGACUCGAACAAUGGCAUGGACCAGCAAGGAGCGGGAGAGCAGCGCGACACGACCUUUGAUGAUUUGCUGGACAUGACAGACAUGGCAGACUUUGGUGGCGGUAUGGAAGGCGAUGCGAACAACAACAACAACAACAACAACAACAACAACAACAACAACAACAACAACAACAACAACAACAACAACAACAACAACAACAACAACAACAACAACAACAAUAACGAGGCUUUCGACUUUGAUUCGUUGUUUGACUAG
Molecule: messenger RNA, 1182 nt
Organism: Fulvia fulva
Lineage: Eukaryota; Fungi; Ascomycota; Dothideomycetes; Mycosphaerellales; Mycosphaerellaceae
Exons: 3
Coding region: 1-1182 (393 amino acids)
Source: RefSeq, a predicted model, not a curated record